Molecule: messenger RNA, 4182 nt
Organism: Paralichthys olivaceus (Japanese flounder)
Lineage: Eukaryota; Metazoa; Chordata; Actinopteri; Pleuronectiformes; Paralichthyidae
Product: WD repeat-containing protein 20
Molecular function (GO): protein binding
Source: RefSeq, a predicted model, not a curated record
AGAAAAGGCACAGGAAACUAAGUAGCUUACAAACACAUCCUUAAACAGAAAAGACCUAAGAAAAGUGAAGUGAAGGAUCGGGGGUGAUGACGUGAGGCGGCAUGAAGAAGACAAGGAAUGACAACCAUGAAACUACGACAGGGUGGUGGGACAGACGCAUAAGACGACAAGACAAAGAUAAAGCGAAGCACAGAGACUUAUAUACACAGUGAACUGAGGACACACUAGAGACAGGUGACACAGGACAAACAGAUGAAACUAAUCCAGGCAGGAAGUCAAGAUGGAAAACACACAGGAGCAGAAACUACAAAACAAAACAGAGUGGAACCAAGGGAGCACAGGUAAAGGUCGAAACAUAAACAGAGACAGAUAUGAUGCACAAGGAGAUCCAUAAAAAAUGAAAACACUCUUCAUUCCAGAAGCAAAACGUCCAGAACCAAAGAGUCCAGAGUCUGAAAAGAUCAUCAUGAAAACUGACAACACUCUCAUUACAGAGUCAGAGUCCAGAGUCAUGACAGCCUCCUUCAGUCCAUCCAUCAGUCUUCUUAUCUUUAUUAACUGGUGCUGCUCUCAUCUACAUCAUCACAGCUUCAAUACUCUUAUUGUUUCCACCAUGAAACCAGCCUGACAGCUGAAACACGACGGCUCCAGUAGUUCUGCAGGUUUAUUCAAAUCAAUGAGUCUCAUUCACCAAAGUGCUGCUCAUUAAAGUACCUUGAGAGAAUGUAGGAUAUGAAUUGAAAUUAAAAUGAAAGCUACCAAAGUAAAGGCCCACAUGAGUCAUGUGAAUAUCACAGUGAUCGUUUUCACAGUUGAUUAAAAUGAGAGGCUCCUGAGGUUUGGAGAACCCGAUUUGAACCUGAUAACAUCAGAGCUGUGUUCUGAAGGUGGGACAGUAAAGUUUGUGGCUGUUUGAGGUGCACUCUCUCCGGGAGGUGGAAUUCAUGAGUGUCCGGAUCAUCUUUACCAUUAACGACUCAUCAGUGUCAGGCACCGGGCUCCAGGCUCCAGGCACCGGGUCGGAGCAGCGGCAGCAGCAGCGUCACACGUACUUCACGCACAGUGGAUGAACGGAGCCACAGACCCGGUGCAGGAUGAUGCUCACACCGGCUCUGAAGGGCUUCCUCUCCGGGUUCAUUUAGCAGGCAGCAGCGGUGCGGUCGCCGGUUCUGGUGUAAGAUGCACGGCGGCGGACCGGGUGUGCUGGUCGGCCUAGCUCAGCUCGGCUCGCCUCGCCUCUUUCUAUUCUAGUACUUUUUAAUUGCAUCGUUAUUGUUUCCAGGUCAGAACCUCGGUUUCCUGUGCGGCUUGUAUGCACUAAAAAUGGCCGGAGAUGGCGGCGCUCUGAAGGAUAUCAAUGAGAUUAAAUCCCAGUUCCGGACCAGGGAGGGUUUCUACAAGCUUCUCACCCUCUCGGACUCCCAGCAGCGGGGCGGGCUGCCGCGGGGUCCGUCCGCUGGAGGCACGCUGGGCCCCGGGCCCGGACCCGGUCCGAUACCGGGCGGAGGGGUCGGGCUGCUGCAGGGGCCCGGGGCUGCUGCCGCCGCCUCCUCUUCCUCCAAUGCCGCAGCCAACUCCUCUCCGGCGGGCUUCCUGCCGCCGGUCCGGGUCUCCAUGGUCAAACUGCAGCCCGAAGACCCGGGCGAGGAGUCGGAGAGAGUGUGCUUCAACAUCGGCCGGGAGCUGUACUUCUACACCUACACCAACAUCAAGAAGGCUGUGGACCUCAGUAAACCAAUAGACAAGAGAAUCUACAAGGGGACCCAGCCAACGUGUCACGACUUCAACCAGUACUCGGCCACAGCGGAGAGCGUCGCUCUCAUCGUGGGUUUCUCAGCCGGACAAGUCCAGUAUCUCGACCCCAUUAAGAAGGAAACCAGUAAACUCUUCAACGAGGAGAGGUUGAUAGACAAAUCCAAGGUGACGUGUCUAAAAUGGCUUCCCAAGUCAGAGAACCUGUUCCUGGCCUCCCAUGCCAGCGGCCACCUCUACCUCUACAACGUGGACCACCCAUGCGGCACCACAGCCCCCCAGUACUCUCUGCUGCGGCAGGGAGAAGGCUUCGCCGUCUAUGCCUGCAAAACCAAGACACCCCGCAAUCCGCUGUUGCGAUGGGCCGUGGGUGAAGGGGGCCUCAAUGAGUUUGCUUUCUCCCCGGAUGGCGUCCAUGUGGCGUGUGUGGGCCAGGACGGCUGCCUGCGCGUCUUCCACUUUGACUCGAUGGAGCUGCAGGGGGUGAUGAAGAGUUACUUUGGGGGGCUGCUGUGUGUGUCGUGGAGUCCAGAUGGGAAAUACCUCGCCACAGGCGGCGAGGACGACCUGGUUACUGUCUGGUCAUUUGCAGAGAGCCGCGUGGUAGCAAGGGGGCACGGCCACAAGUCUUGGGUGAAUGUGGUGGCUUUUGACCCCUUCACGACCUCCCUGGAAGAUGAUGAGCCUAUGGAGCUUAGCGGCAGUGAGGAGGACCUUCACCAGGGGGCGCCAAACAACUCAAUGCACUUUGGCCGGGUCCGAACAAGCAGCACGUUGUCGCGUCUUUCUCGGCAUAGCUCUAAAGGUGGAGGUACGCCAUCGGUCACGUACCGGUUUGGCUCAGUGGGGCAGGACACCCAGUUCUGUCUGUGGGACCUGACGGAUGACGUCUUGUACCCACGCUUACCGCUGUCCCGCGCAUUUACUAACACUUUCGGACCCUCACUAUCCAACUCUGGCAGUGGGGUGGUCAACAGCACCUCAGGUGGGGGAGGAAGUGGAGGGGUUGAGGGGCACCAUCACCCACCUAACACCAACACUGGUACAUCCAACCCACCGACACUCCCCUUACCGCUCCCUCGCUCCCUAUCACGCUCCAACUCUCUGCCCCACCCCGCCGUGGCAAACACCUCCAAGGGUCAGGGGGCCUCGGAGGGCAGUGUGGGAGGCGGAGGAGGGGGAGGGAGCAGCGGCGGAGGAAACAGCACCCCCUUCAGUAUCGGCCGUUUUGCCACGCUGUCGCUCCAGGAGCGCAAGUCGGACAAGUCAGGGGGCAGUGUUGGGGUGGAGAAGGAGCACAAGCGUUACCACAGCCUGGGCAACAUUAGCAAAAGCAACGACAAGAUCAAUGUGGCGCCGAGAAGCAAUCGGCUGGACGCUGCUAAGGUCCUGGGCACCACGCUGUGCCCACGCAUGCAUGAGGUGCCGCUGCUGGAGCCGCUGGUGUGCAAGAAGAUUGCACAUGAGAGGCUGACCGUCCUGGUGUUCAUGGACGACUGCAUCAUCACCGCCUGCCAAGAGGGUCUCAUCUGCACCUGGGCACGGCCGGGGAAGGCGAACUUGACAGCACAGAACGGGAACUCUCCGAGCGGCACAGUCGUAUAGCUGGAGGAGAAGCUUUGCACUCAUCCCUCCCUCCACCUCCUCCCUUGUUCUUCGCUGUCUUCUUUUCUGUCCAAUGCUUCUCUCCGUUCCUCCUCGAAUAUGUCAGACCGUGCCCGACCUCCAACUUCACACUUAUACCGUCACUGUAACUCUCUUUGCUUCCCAUGACCCGAAAUCUGUCAGAGCCCGACCCGUAUGGAUUAUAUGGGGCCGGUGCUGAUAACAAUAAUAAUUUUGUUAUCUUUCAAAAUAAUGAAAUAAUUCCUGAGAUAUGAUUUUUAAAAGUCAUGACGAAUAAAUGUCAUUGAGGUUGGAUAUUUUUAACCAUUAUUAUUAUAAGCAACUAUAAAAAAACACAAAUCCAGCCAAAUAUAUAGAACUUCAAUUAAGACAAUAAGCAUUGUAAAAUUCUGUAAUUCUUUCCAUAUAAUAUUAACAUAAAUGCACAUCUUCUCCGCUUUGUUAAUUCUGUAAAAUAUAAGUUUUCAGUUUGGCAAACACACAGAUUUCAAUAUAUUUCAUCUGUCGGGCUCAGUUUCCUGAACUUUACUCUCACAGUUGUGUCCAUUUGUUGGGAAAUUCUUCUGAAAGCAGAUAAACGUGACACGAGGAACAAUAACAAAUACUUCAAUGUAGAGCGUCAGCUAGUUAGCAAUUAGCUUUGCUCAGUGUUUGUUCUUGUAGCUACCAGCACUGGACAUAUACACAACAUGGCUUCAAGGUAUUCUUCACUCUAUCGUAGCCAUUAUAAAACUAUUUUAAAAAGAUAAAUAAUAUUUAGGUUGGUUCGUUUCAUCAGCCCGAUUUUUAUGAUUUUAAUAAACG